Molecule: messenger RNA, 908 nt
Organism: Papilio xuthus (Asian swallowtail)
Lineage: Eukaryota; Metazoa; Arthropoda; Insecta; Lepidoptera; Papilionidae
Product: ommochrome-binding protein-like
Exons: 1
Coding region: 64-894 (276 amino acids)
Molecular function (GO): protein binding
Source: RefSeq, a predicted model, not a curated record
GCAAAUAUCGUCUCUGUGUUGUGUGGAAAAAAACCGUGUAAUUACAUUAUUUUUUCUAUUAAAAUGAAAAAAAUCGUGGCAUAUCUAACAAUAUUUGUUAUAUUAAGUGUAGUGAAUAGUGAAAAAUGUGAUGGCAUAUAUGUAAAUAAUAAAUUUCAUAGAAAAGAUAUUUUAUCUAUAAACAUCGAUAGGCCAUACCAACUAUCGUACGACAAACACAGGCACAGAGUUUAUUUCAGUUAUAACAUAGGUAAAGAAGAAGAAGAUCGUUUUAAUAUUGCGUAUAUAGAAAAAGGUAACACUGCACAUAAAAUUAAAGAUAAUAUUGAAAAUGGAUUUGCUAUAGCAAUCGAUAAUAAAAACUAUAAAAUAUAUUUCGGAGGCAGUCUAGGUAUUUAUGAAGAAUCAUUAAAAAAAGAAAAUGAAACUAAAAAGAUCAUUGAAGGUUUUAAUGUAUGGGAUAUGUUCAUUAAAGAGAAACUGCAUUUUAUAAAUUAUCCACAGCAGAGGUUAUAUAAAUGUGAAAAUGAAGAGUUAGGAGUGAAAGCGGUGCGUCAGAGACAUAUCCAUGAGAAAAUUUAUCAAUACGCUAUUGAUGGUGAUGAAAAUAGUUAUAUCACAAAUCGUACUGGCCUUUAUAUGAUUAAAAAUGGUACAAGUGAUCGUAUUUUUAUAAAAGGUAUCAAUAACUUUAGAUGUAUUGAAGUCGAUAAUAAUGGUGUGGUUUAUUUCUGCGGUCAACACGGCAUCUACGUCAUAAACAAAGAAGAUUACACACUGGAGAAGAUUGCAGAGAUAAGAAAUAUAUUUGGACUUACUUUUGAUCAUGAAAAUAAUUUCAUUUAUUCUAAUCCACAUGAAAUUGUUAAGUUAUUGGCUGGAGACUGUAAAUAAAACUUUUUUUAAAU